AUGCCUACUAAUACAAUUAAAAAUAAUGAAGAACAAAAACAAAUGAAUUUAAAUCGUUCUUCUUAUGCACAUUUACUUGCUGGAGGUCUUGCUGGUACAUUUGGUGCUGUACUGACAUGUCCAUUAGAGGUGAUCAAAACUCGAUAUCAAUCAUCGAAAAAUGCAUUUGCUCAAGGAAGAGAUUAUCUUAAUUUACACUCAUCAAUGAGUAAUACGACAGUUCAUCAUACUUUCUCAGGGGCCAAAAGUCCAAGUAUUAUGAAUUCCCUUAGACAUAUUAUUAAAUAUGAAGGCAUUCCAGGUCUUUUUAAAGGUCUUAUACCAAAUCUGAUCGGUGUUGCACCAUCACGAGCGAUUUAUUUUUUUGCUUAUGCGAACACAAAAUCUUUUCUGGUUAAAGAAUUCGAACGCGAAACACCUCUAGUACAUAUAACUUCAGCUGCUGCUGCAGGUAUUGCUAUGUCUACAUGUACUAAUCCAUUAUGGUUUAUUAAAACUCGACUUCAGAUUGAUCAAGGUUCAGUACUUUAUUUAUUAAUUUAUCGUCGAUCAACAAAACGAGAAUCGAAUUUGCAAACACAUGGAUUUAAUGACGAUUCAUCCAAUCAUCGAAAAUAUAUUCGAACACAAUCUUCAAAUAAUCGAACUGUGCCAUCGUCAUCAUUUUCUCAGCAGCAACGUCAAAAUGGUGACAAAGAUAAGAAAGCAGUUAAAGAUGCAAAAAAACCGCUACGUGUAUUUGGUGAUUGGUCAGAAUUUAAAAGUUCAACAGGCAAAACAUAUUUUUACAAUUGUAAAACAGAAAUUUCUCAAUGGGAAAAACCAAAAGGAUGGCCAGCAGAUGAAACAACAUUGUCCUCUAUUCGAACAACUUCAAUAUGUUCUUCCACUGAUCGAACUAAAAAAGAAACAACAAAUUCAAAUAGUUCACCUACAAUUCGUUCUCGAUAUAAGAUGGAUGAAUCAACAGAAAAUUCUCGUUAUCAACAAAAAGAUAUUCCUAUUCCUAAUUCUACUACUACUAUUAAAUAUGAACAAAAUGGUGAUAUACAUUCUCAUACAAUAAAUAAUUUAGCACAAGAAUCAUUACAAUCUAAUGAAUCAUUUAGUAAUAAUUCUAAUAUUCGUUUACCUAGUCCAAAUGAUGAUAAUAAUUCUCGAAUGUCAUUUUCAUCAACGAGUAGUAAAGAAUCAACAGCUAUAAAUAUUUCGGAUCGAAAUGGUAAUGGUAAUGAAAAUAAUGGUGGUGUUUUACAUUUAUCAUUAUCGGAACCCGUCUCUACUCCAGUGUCUGAUAUACCCAAUAAACUUCGUGAAAAAGAUUCAAUCUCUUUAAAUGGAAAUGAAGCAAAAUCUUCUUCUACUCGAACAAUUAUUCCUUCUAUGAAAACAGAACAAACUACAGAAAUUGAACCUUCUGCUCCAUCUAUGUCAAAGUUUGAACGUGACCAAGAAAUUCAAAAAUAUUAUCGUGGUAGUUUAAUUCAACAUUUAACUGAUUGGCCAUCAACUCAAUUAGAAAAACAGUGUUUAAAACUUUUUGAUGAUUAUUAUGGUUAUAGUGCUAAAAUGUCAACAGGAUUUAUUGAACUUAAAGCAUUAAAAUCGAACUUUCGCGUACUUGAAAUUAAACAAAAUAUCCUAAGACAGAGACUUCUCCGGUGUCAACAACAUGUUAAAGAACGAGAAGAUGAUAAACUGUUAUAA
Molecule: messenger RNA, 1707 nt
Organism: Rotaria sp. Silwood2
Lineage: Eukaryota; Metazoa; Rotifera; Eurotatoria; Philodinida; Philodinidae
Source: the annotation of a GenBank genome assembly